Caenorhabditis sp. 36 PRJEB53466 is the source of this 939-nucleotide messenger RNA. The record is from the annotation of a GenBank genome assembly. Lineage: Eukaryota; Metazoa; Nematoda; Chromadorea; Rhabditida; Rhabditidae.
AUGUAUCAGUUCCAUCUUUUUCUGGUGUUCUCAAAGGUAACUUUUUUUCAAAUCUUCGCUUGGUUUGCCUAAUGCCAAAAUAACUUUCAGAUGGCUAUGGAUAAGAAAUUCGAAACCGAGAAGGUGAAGAGAUUCGCGUUUUUCGGAAUCGCUGUCUCCACGGUGUCUACCCUCACCGCCAUCGUCGCCGUGCCAAUGCUCUGUCUCUACCUCCAAUCCGUCUCCUCUUCUCUUCAAGAUGAAGUCAACUUCUGUCGUGUCCGUGCCUCUUCUCUUGAGGGUGAGCUCGCCAAGCUCAACGUCGUCCGUGCGCCAAGAAAGGCCCGCGCCGCAUCGGAGGGAACCUGCUGCUCUUGCGGAGUUGGGCAAGCCGGACCACCAGGACCACCAGGAUUCGAAGGAACUCCAGGAAAGGACGGAUCUAACGGACGUCCAGGAAACCCAGGAGAGGACGCCGAUGGCGACGAUUACAAGCCAGACGCCAGCCAGUUCUGCUUCGACUGCCCAGAAGCCCCAGCUGGACCACCAGGACGUCCAGGACCAGACGGAGACAACGGAGCCGCCGGAGAGCCAGGACGCGACGGACUUUCCGGACGACCAGGAGCGCGCGGACCACCAGGACCACGUGGACCAUCUGGAAACCCAGGAUCUGACGGACCAGCCGGACCAAUCGGACCACAAGGAGGAUCUUCCGUGCAGCCCUCUCCAGCCGGAGAGCCAGGAGCACCAGGAACCCCAGGACCACAGGGACCAGCAGGACCAGCCGGUCGUCCAGGACGCGACGGACAGCCAGGACAGCCAGGAGAGCAGGGACAAAACGGUCCGGAUGGAGCUCCAGGAAAGCCAGGAUCCGAUGGACAGCCAGGAGCGCCAGGGCAAGAGGGAUCCCGCGGAGGAUGCGACCACUGCCCACCGCCAAGAACCGCCCCAGGAUAUUAA